UGGGGGAGAGUCUGCAGAACCUUUUUCCGCGGGCGCCCUCGCUGUUCGGCUUUGAAGAGUAAGUCCGCCGUAUCCGAGGCCGCGACUGCCAACGGGGGGGGACCCGCUCCGCGCCUCCGGGCCCCUCUGCCCCGUCCAUUGGUGCGGCCCCGAUGGUGCAGCAGGCCCCGGAUUCCUGAAGCCCUGGAGCGGAUUUAAGAAGAUUUUGUUCAUGUGUAAGGCAUAGAAGAUGAAUUCUUCCUCCUCCACCAUGAAUGAAGAACCCGAUGCUCUAUCGGUAGUUAACCAGCUGCGGGAUCUGGCGGCAGAUCCAUUAAACAGAAGAGCCAUUGUCCAGGAUCAGGGGUGUCUGCCUGGCCUUAUUUUAUUUAUGGACCAUCCCAACCCCCCUGUUGUCCACUCAGCUUUGCUCGCUCUUCGAUACUUGGCAGAAUGCCGUGCUAACAGAGAAAAGAUGAAGGGAGAACUGGGUAUGAUGUUAAGCUUGCAAAACGUUAUACAGAAGACUACAACUCCGGGAGAAACAAAACUGCUGGCCUCUGAAAUCUAUGACAUUCUUCAAUCUUCCAAUAUGGCAGAUGGUGAUAAUUUCAAUGAAAUGAAUUCACGGCGAAGGAAAGCUCAAUUUUUUUUGGGAACUACUAACAAACGUGCUAAAACAGUGGUUUUACAUAUAGAUGGUCUUGAUGAUACGUCUCGGAGAAAUCUAUGUGAAGAGGCUUUGUUAAAAAUUAAAGGUGUUAUUAGCUUUACUUUUCAAAUGGCUGUUCAAAGAUGUGUGGUGCGAAUCCGGUCAGAUUUGAAAGCAGAGGCUUUGGCAUCAGCGAUAGCAUCAACCAAGGUUAUGAAGGCUCAGCAAGUUGUGAAAAGUGAAAGUGGAGAAGAGAUGCUGGUCCCAUUCCAGGAUAUGGUUGUGGAAGUAGAACAGAACACAGAACUGCCCGACUACCUGCCCGAGGAUGAGAGCCCCACGAAGGAGCAGGAUAAAGCAGUGUCCCGCGUGGGCUCCCACCCAGAGGGUGGGGCUAGCUGGCUGAGCACAGCUGCAAACUUUCUAUCCAGAUCGUUUUACUGGUGACUUCAAUUUGGGGUGCAAGGACUGUGUGAAUGAACAAGGGGCCAGUUUUCCAUUGUCGUGGUGAACUGUCAAGUGCAAUUUGCAAUAAGUUAUCAUGGAAAAUUUUUAGAUUACAUGAUUGCGUAUGCUGCGUUUUACAUUUUAUUGGACAUUUUGCCCCACUAAGUGGUAAAAAGGACAGAGGCUACAAGGAGAGUUGCUUUGUUUAUGAAGGUAUUUUGGUUUUGUUUUCCUUUGUUUAAUUGCCUCACAUUUUAAAAAAACAUGGGUCCACAAUUAAACCAAACAUUAUAUGUGCAGCUUUACAUCUUAUUUUACAUGAAACACCUGGUAAGGAAAACUCACUUUCUCCUCAGGUCUCAGGACCUAUCUGAAGAGAAAUUAUUAAGCUCAAGUUGUGCAUGAAUUACUAAACAUUUCCCUCUGUUUUUCUUCAUGAAAGAUGGUACUCUAUAAGAGCUGAAAAUGUUUCUCAUUACCCCCCUUUUGUGCCUUUUAAAAAAUUUGCCAACCAUGUUUAUAGAAAGGUCAUUACUAAUGACAUUUUGUGAAUUAAAAUGUAUUCAUUUGAAUGUAGCAAUCCCCUAAAAAUACAAUUCUACAAAAACUU
Molecule: messenger RNA, 1688 nt
Organism: Eptesicus fuscus (big brown bat)
Lineage: Eukaryota; Metazoa; Chordata; Mammalia; Chiroptera; Vespertilionidae
Gene: ARMC1
Product: armadillo repeat containing 1
Exons: 7
Coding region: 230-1078 (282 amino acids)
Molecular function (GO): protein binding; metal ion binding
Source: RefSeq, a predicted model, not a curated record